This is a messenger RNA of Paracoccidioides brasiliensis Pb18, 1302 nucleotides long. Its product is annotated as serine/threonine protein kinase. Gene Ontology annotation, cellular component: cytoplasm. The record is from RefSeq and is a predicted model, not a curated record. Gene Ontology annotation, biological process: peptidyl-serine phosphorylation; autophagy. The transcript has a single exon. Gene Ontology annotation, molecular function: ATP binding; protein serine/threonine kinase activity. The coding region runs from base 1 to 1302 and encodes 433 amino acids.
AUGGCGAAAAGAGAACCACCGAUUUCUUUGGCUCUGAAAACUUCAGUUGAUCCAAAUGCUACGUAUUUAUGCCCUCUAAGCUUGUCAUCCACCUUAACUCCGCCGUUGACGCCAACAACGCCGCAUGAUAAACCGACAUUAUACGACGACCAUAAUGGACUUAAGCAAUCAAUACCUGUUCCAACGGAGUCAGGCUUUCGGGAACUUGAAGGGCAACAGCCAGAAAAUAAAAACCUUUUACCCCUAGAAUUCCCUUAUGAUAUCGAACUCCAGAGUGACUCGAGAGGCAGACCCAUCGAAUACGGUAGCGGAGCCUGGAGCGUAGUAUACAAGGCCACAUCUCGUUGGACUUUCAACACGCCGGACUACCCGCCAACUCCUUCGCGAACAGAUACAUUAUCAUUACCUCAAACCUCUGUCAUCGCGGUAAAAUCACCUGUGCGUCGCGAUGCGCAUUUAAUCUUACUCGCUGAAGCACGACUUCUUUCCCGCCUCUCCCAAAUUCCCGGUGCGGAACACCACAUCAUCCCCUUCCACGGGUUUAUCCCCUUGUCCCAUUCCCUUGUUCUGUCAGCCAUUCCUCUCAGCCUUUCAGACUACAUCAGCAACCAGGCCGUCUCUGCACAAGAAACAUUCUCCACGAAGACGAUGUUCUAUCCCGUUCUAGGCAUGCCACGGUGGCUUGCACUCGCCAGGGAGCUCGUCAUCGGCUUGGACUGGCUGCAUUCAUACGGCCAAAUCAUCCACGGCGAUAUCAAGCCGCAGAACGUCCUGCUGAAGCCUCGAGAGCCGGGUGGUGAUAAUGAUAGCGCCGAUUCAAACUCCACGGAAGACCCAUUUCCCUAUGAACCCAUCUAUAUAGAUUUCACCUCGUCAUACGACCCUUUGACCAUGGAGCCUAAUUCACAGAGCCCCGGGUCGUCACAAUCGCUCUCUGCUUUGACACCCCCAUUCGCAGCGCCAGAGCUGCUCACCGUCCAGUCUUUAAAGUCCACAAAUGCAGUCCAAUCGAAGGGUUCAGAUGUCUUUUCCCUCGCUGUCACCCUACUUACGGCUGUCACGGGCGACUUGCUACUGUACCCGGGAUCAACCAAUAUGCAACGACUCGCCAUGUCGAGAGACGGCCAUUGGGUUUUGGACUAUGUUAGAUCUGGUGUACAUGGUUCCCGAUUACCGGUCAGGGGUAUCGCGGAGAAGAUCCUCUCUCCGGCUGUUGUCAAGGAUCCUGAGAGCAGGAUUAAAACCGCGGACUGGCGCCCGAUGAUAGAGGAUGUCAUUGCUGCUCAGGGGUUGCAGAAGUGA